Hypanus sabinus (Atlantic stingray) is the source of this 3404-nucleotide messenger RNA. RefSeq lists its product as uncharacterized. The record is from RefSeq and is a predicted model, not a curated record. Bases 94 to 2979 code for a protein of 961 amino acids. The transcript is spliced from 2 exons. NCBI's taxonomy places the organism in Eukaryota, Metazoa, Chordata, Chondrichthyes, Myliobatiformes, Dasyatidae.
GCCACCAAAGAAGCCGAAAAGGCUGCCAGACAAAGAGAAGAGGCUGCCAGACAAAGAGAAGAGGCCGCCAGAGAAGCCGAAACCCAGUUGGAAAUGACAAAAAUAUCGACAGAGUUGCAUGUGCUGCAGCUAGAAGGAGAAGGAGAAGCUGCCAGGGUGGAAGCAGAGUACAUAGAAGAAGCUGAAGGGUCGCGUGAUCUGACCGAAACAAGUUCUGCUUUGGAAAGGACCAGACUGGAACGCACGAGCGACUAUGUACAAUAUCAAGCAGACAGGCAGGCUCGUCUCCCCUCUCCAUACCUAUUCGAUAACUUCCCCAGCUACGAGGAAGAGAAUUUACCCUCGCGGCCCCGCGAUGAAGUCAAGAAUGAAAGAGCUGACAACCGAUAUACUUUGACACCAAAGUUACAAAGUUCGAUGCGAAGAGACGCGGAGGUUGAAUCCAGGAUGGCAAAUUCCAUGAGAAACGUGCGUUCUCAGUCAUAUGGGCGCCAACGUACUUCUCCAGCCCGCAUGCCGCUUGCAGCCGAUCCCACGCUGCAGUAUUUAGCACGACGGGAUCUCGUCACUUCGGGACUGUACCAGUUUGACGAUAAACCCGAAAAUUACCGUGCUUGGCUCUCCACAUUCACCAACGUGAUUGACGGGGUCCAGCUCAGUGCAACCCAAAGGUUGGACCUUAUGGCGAAAUGGCUGGGGAAAGAAUCACGCGACCAGGUGAGACGCAUGCGUUCAGUGUACAUCAACAAACCUGAGCUAGCCUUAAGCGAAGCGUGGGAGAGACUUUGGGAGAGAUAUGGGGCCCCCGACAUUAUUGAAGCGGCGCUAUAUCGACGUCUGGGAAACUUUCCUAAGGUGUCAGCCAAAGAUCACUUUAAGUUAAGAGAAUUCGGAGAUUUACUCAUGGAGAUCCAAGGCGCCAAAGAAGAUGGCUAUUCAGCUGGUUUAGUAUUCCUAGAUACUCCAUCCGGGAUUAGACCAAUUGUGGACAAACUUCCAUUUGGGCUGCAGGACAAGUGGCUGACUGUUGCCUCAGAGUACAAGGAAGACCACGAUGGUCGAUUUCCUCCCUUUGAGCUCCUCACUAGGUUUGUGUGCAAGGAGGCGAAGAGGCGAAACGACCCUAGCCUUGUAGGUCCAGGAAGCAGUUCGAUUUACACCAAGCCAGGCAGAUCCGUUUCGAAUGUUUUCAACAUUGAUAAACCCGUGUCAGUGCUCAAGACCGAAGCCCUUACAACUAACAACGACCCUGGCAAGUAUUGUCCAUUGCAUAACAAACCUCACCCCCUGAAAGCAUGCAGAAUGUUUAGGGAAAAACCCCUUGAAGAGAGGACGGCUCUUCUCAAGGAGAAAAGAAUAUGUUUUAGAUGCUGUUCCUCAACCUCUCACCUCGCCAGAGAGUGUACGAUCGCCGUGAAGUGUCCGGAAUGUGGCAGCCCAGAUCACGUCGAGGCCAUGCAUCCCGACCUGUCACCACAAACCGAGAGCGCUCCUUCACCCCCACAACAGGACGGCGGGGAGGGAGAGGCUCACUCUAGGUCAAUAGCUGUCAGCACGAACUGUACAGAAGUUUGCGGUCAAGCUCAGUCAAGUCGUUCUUGUUCCAAGAUCUGCCUCACUAAGGUGUACCCUAAAGGAGCCAAAGACAAGGCCAUCAAAGCCUAUGUGAUUCUGGACGAUCAGAGUAAUCGUUCACUAGUCAGUCCAGAGUUCUUUAAAUUGUUCAACAUUGAGAGUGAGCGGUUCCCAUACUACCUCAAAACUUGCUCAGGCAACAUGAAAACCCAAGGAAGGAAGGCAGAAGGCAUCCAGAUCGAGUCCCUGGAUGGUAAAGUCGUCAUCUGUCUCCCUCCGCUCUUAGAGUGCAACGAAAUCAUGAAUAACCGCGCUGGGAUCCCGACACCAAGUGCGGUGCUACACCAGCCGCAUCUCCACCACAUCGCCAAACACAUCCCAGAACUGGAUCCGAAAGCGGAAAUACUCCUGCUAUUAGGAAGAGAUGUUAUCCAGGUACACAAGGUUAGGCAGCAGAUCAAUGGACCACUCAACGCCCCCUUCGCGCAACGUCUGGAUCUGGGCUGGGUGGUGAUAGGAGAGGUGUGUCUCGGUGACGUACACAAACCGAUGGUUAACACACUCAAGACCAAUGUGCUAGAGAGUGGCCGCCAUUCAAUCUUUCAACCCUGCCCGAGUGUCCCGUGCAUCAAGGAAGCACAACAAGGCGUUAACAAGCGCGAGGCAAGCGACGAGUCGCUGGGCCAGUCAGUCUUCGCUCUAACGAAGUAUGACGACAAACUUGCACAAUCAGCUCAAGAUACCAUUUCUUUAAAAACCGAAGACACCAAGGUCUUCAGAGAUGAAGCAAAUAAUGGGGUUGCCCCAUUGCCUAUCAGAGAACCAUGCCAGCGCUCACCAGAUAACAAAGAGCAGGCAGUCAAACGGUUCACGUCCUUACUGAAAACCUGGAAAAGGAAACCUGAGAUACAGCAACGCACCCGAUUGGCCCACGAGGUACUGUGCACCCUAAUGGCAGAGGUCACAGCCAUUAUAAACGCACAAUCAUUCCUACCUGUGUCUUCUGACCCAGAAAACCCCUUUAUACUUUCGCCAUCAACGCUCCUUACGCAGAAGGCAGGAGCACCUCCGCCACCAGGAGACUUUUCAGACAAAAAGCAAUGGAGACAAGUCCAGGCUCUGGCAAAUCAGUUCUGGCCUCGCUGGAGACAAAAAUAUCUACCUUUGUUGCAACAGAGACAAAAGUGGACAGAACCCCGCAGGAAUCUUCAAGUUGAAGACUUAGUCCUGCUCAGGGACAAGCAAGCCGCUCGCAACAGCUGGCCAACGGCCAGAAUCACUGCUACAUUCCCUAGCGAGGAUGGACAUGUCAGGAAGAUCGAAUUGAAGACUACCGACCAAGGCGAUGUGAAAAUUUACCAAGGGCCAGUUACAGAAGUUAUUCUACUUCUACCCAAUGACUGAUUAAGAGACUAAGUUUUGUACUCUGCUCAUUGUGACCUUACGAAGGUCAAGCGGGGAGUGUGCUGUCUUUACGACAGUUAUUUAGUUUAUAAUAUUUUCGCUUAGUAAUUCAUUCAAUAGUAUUUUCUAGUUAGAAUUAGAAGUGUUUAAAGUGUAUUCAUUGCAUGUAAAAUAUAUCGGCAUGCGAUGACGUCACAUCCGGUUUCGCCGCGUCUUGUGGGAAAACACCGGUUUGAAAUUAGCGCGAGGGUGGGGGCUUUCCACGAGGCUCACCUGAGCACAAGCAGUUUUGCAGGCAUGAGAAAUCACAGUGAGAGCAACGCUUUUUCACCAUAUGUUAAUGUGAAGAGUGAACAGUAAAUGGUUAAUCUUACUGCGAUCUGGUUUGCAUUGGCUGUGGUUUAUCCGGACGUUAAAUUCGGCGU